Messenger RNA from Aspergillus thermomutatus, 765 nucleotides. RefSeq names its product cytochrome c oxidase assembly protein. The transcript is spliced from 4 exons. The coding region runs from base 1 to 765 and encodes 254 amino acids. Gene Ontology annotation, molecular function: copper ion binding. Lineage: Eukaryota; Fungi; Ascomycota; Eurotiomycetes; Eurotiales; Aspergillaceae. Gene Ontology annotation, cellular component: mitochondrial inner membrane. The record is from RefSeq and is a predicted model, not a curated record.
AUGUUUGCUCGUGCGCCCUUUCAAUGGGCACAUUUACGGUCGGCAGGGACGGGUCUACGGUCAGGCCGCUCGAACACGCGCUGUUUUGACUUUGGGAAGAAGUAUUUCUCUCACAAUUCGUUCCUGCGCCAGGAACUACACCAAAAUGCCUCAUUUGCGCCUUUCAAUACACCCCAGUCGCAGAAACGGAAUGCAUCCGUAAUGUAUUACACAGCAAGUCUCAUUGUUGGAACCUUAGCGCUCGCUUAUGGCUCCGUUCCUCUAUAUAAAAUGAUUUGUCAACAGACCGGCUGGAACGGUCAACCAGUACUUACACACCGUGCCGGAGACGGCGACACCGCAUCGCGCGUAACGCCAGUGACCGACGCUCGUCGUCUUCGAAUCACCUUCAAUGGUUCGGUUUCGGAUGUCUUGCCUUGGAAGUUUACACCACAACAGCGUGAAGUCCGUGUGUUGCCCGGCGAGACGGCGCUUGCUUUUUAUACCGCGACAAAUAAAGGCCCGACGGACAUUAUCGGUGUUGCAACGUACAGUGUUACCCCUGGUCAGGUGGCCCCAUAUUUCAGCAAGAUCCAGUGCUUCUGCUUCGAAGAGCAGAAAUUGAACGCUGGGGAAUCUGUUGAUAUGCCGGUGUUCUUCUUCAUUGACCCGGAUUUUGUGAAAGAUCCGGCCAUGAAGGGCAUCGACACCAUCACUUUGUCGUAUACUUUCUUUAAAGCGAAGUAUGAUGACAAUGGUGUCCUGAAGCCAAUACCCACUGCUUAG